Messenger RNA from Trametes versicolor FP-101664 SS1, 3236 nucleotides. RefSeq lists its product as uncharacterized. The transcript has 4 exons. The coding region runs from base 54 to 2579 and encodes 841 amino acids. Gene Ontology annotation, molecular function: zinc ion binding; DNA-binding transcription factor activity, RNA polymerase II-specific. Gene Ontology annotation, biological process: regulation of DNA-templated transcription. The record is from RefSeq and is a predicted model, not a curated record. NCBI's taxonomy places the organism in Eukaryota, Fungi, Basidiomycota, Agaricomycetes, Polyporales, Polyporaceae.
AGUGUCCCGUCUGCCAAUCCACCUUCACCAGGCCCCAGCAUGUCGCCCGCCAUAUGCGCUCCCACACGGGCGACCGACCCUACAAGUGCCAACAUUGCGGCGAUCAAUUUGCUAGAAGCGACUUGCUGUCGAGGCAUAUCAACAAGUGCCACGCCUCUGAGAAACCACCCACGACCACUGCCCCUUCGAGACGGAAGGGCACCGCAGCCGCGUCGAGGGCCACAACAUCCAAGCAGGCCUGCGACCAGUGUGUGACGUCGAGUCUUCCCUGUGAUGGAGCCAACCCUUGUACGAAAUGCGUUCAACGCAAAUGCCGUUGCACCUACGUCAAGUUCCAUCGCCAGACAGCACCGGCAGGCCCGGGUCACCCGGCCCCUCCGACGAUCCCGCAGAACAUCCCCGGCCGCCAUGCCAUCUCCCUCGGCGCGCCCCGCCUCCCCGACGAAUUCCUUCUCGCCCCUCCGCCGGGAACCAUGAACCUAUCGUCGCUAUAUGCGACAGGUCCCGCGCACCAGUACCCCAUACAACAUCCAUCACUGUAUGCUCAGGACUAUGCAUCUCUCCCUCCACUGGCGAGUGCGCUUGCACAUUCAGAGUCGUUAGCGUCCGGAAUGCUUCCAGCGCACACGCGCGAGGCCUUGGAAAACGAUCCAGAUGCGAUGGCCCGUUAUCGCGCCCAGGCCGAGCUCCUCACUCGCGCCGCUAUCCACAACGGCAACAUGGGAAUCGCCCAGCCAGCGCCAAGCGCUGAUGCCAGUGGCUCGUUGCCCGGCCUGUAUGCUGCUGCAGGUGCUCAGGAUGGUCAGUACACCAGAUACAACCUCCCGCCUCCAAGCCAAUGGGACCCUCCUAUCGCGCAGAACCAGUACCAGCAGCGGCAGAAGGAGUACGAGCCCCAAUAUGGGAACCGUACCCAGACGCACUCGGUUUCGCCGCCGUACGCGACAGGCGGAGAGCCUUCGCUCCAAUCCCACCCGCCAGUAGCGUCGACGUCUUCGUCGUAUGAAGCCAGCGCUCCCUCCAACUACCACCACUCCAAUCUUCCGCCAGCAGGGACGCUCUACCCCCCACAACACUCCCAGGGCCACCACUCGCAUCACGGUCACUCACGAUCCGAAGAUCUGAGUGGUUCCGGGGACGACUUCGGCAGCGACGCAGGGAGUACGGGCACGGGACCAAGUCACUCAAUUCCAAGCAGUACUAAUUCGAGCUCAGUUCACCUACCGCUUCCGGGGUUCAACCACCUGCGCACCAAGGCGGAUUUUGGGAGCAAGGAUGGUUACGAGCAGCCGCGGUACCCAUCUGAGCAGGGACAGAGCGGCCAGAGUCAGAGCCAGAACCCCCAAGAGGGUGAAGGCGGCUUCUCCAGUGCGUUCGGCCUGAUGAGCCUCGACGACCCCAACGUCCUCGCGGGCCUUGCCAACGACGGUGCACCCUUCUUCUCUGGGCUCACCCCCAACGGCGCAUCGAACAACCCCACCGGAUUGUCGCUCGCCACUCCCACGCAGGAUCUGCUCGCCCAGCUGAAGAGCGCAGGCGGCAGAGAAGCGUUGGAGAGCAAGGAGAUGCGCGACUUCUGGAAGAUGUACCUUCGCACACCGCUUACGGGCCCGAACGCCGGAGGCGGACUCAUGUUCCCUCUCCAGACUCCUACUGGUCCCGGCGUGCAGCUGGGGCACGCGAUGAGCAGCCAAGGCGGACGACCAAGUCCGUCCAGGCGGCACUCGCGCGUUUCGAGCUUACCGAGCAUGAAGACCCCACCUCUCUUCGCCGACGAACGCCUCGGGAGCGUCUACAACCGCGGGCAGGAGCACUACGACUCGCACGGACACGCAUCGCAGUCUCAGGGCCAACAGGGCGGCGUCACCGGCGCGUACAACUCGACGGUCCGCACCACUCUCCACGACGCGGAGGACCUGAAGAGCUACGAGCAAGCCGUGCUCGCUCGCAAGGCGCCGAUGCAGCUCAACCUCGUGCCGAAGCGCAAGGGCUCGACCACGACCGGUCCCGGCCCUUCUGCCAACGCGAUGGGCAAGAGCAAGAGCAUGAGCCCCGUCGUUCCCCACGCGACCUACAACGGCCCGUCAUCUUCGAACGCAGGGCAAGACAUGGGAAGCGGCAGCAGCAGGAUCUCGGAGUUGCUCAACCGCCCUGCAUCGAGCUCGAGCGCAGGCACGACAAACAGCAGCGGGUCAGGGCUGUCUCUUCCCUCGAACGCGAGCACCGCGAACACAAGCCAAGCAAGUUCCUCGCUCGCGCACGCGUUCGGCGGCGCCAGCUCCAGCGAGCGCCCCUCGACAUCCGACGGCGUCCCGCUCUCGCACUCGCCUCCCCAGCAACACCUUGUGGAGUGGGGCGCACCGACGUACCGCCCCUCCUUCAAGCGCAUCGCAUCGCAAACACUCGGCCCCGACAACGCCAAGCGCGCGCUACUUGGACCCGCGGGCUGGGACCACGACGAGGAGGACGAGGACGACGCGGUCCCCGAAGAGGAGGAAGAGGACGAGGAGCCCCACCCGCGCAUGCCCAUGGGCGCGCCCGGCGAAGGACGGCGGAUGAGUCUGCCGACGCAGAGCUAAGCGGGCAGCGCGGCGUCCGGCGACCCCGGGGUGCGGCCUCCCCCAAGUCCGCACGCUCGACGGGCUCCGCCGCGGACGCCCCCCUUCUCCCUCUUCCCUCUCUUCCCCUACUCCACUCGCUUGCCCGCGCGCGCCUGCGGCGCGCGGCGUCUCUCUCCACAUCGCAGUAUUCGACGCGCGGCCAUGGACGACGUGUUCGGCCACGCCGCGCGUCCUGUGCAAAAUUCUGGGGGGUCACGACUGCGGACACGGCGCGGAUACGCACGGACACGCCCGCGACGCGUGUCGCCGAUAAUACGAUACGAUACGACGCACUAGGAUACGGCUACGAUACGCUUGGAAGGCGGCCCGCGCGCUCACGGACGGACGACGAGCGCGGCCGUGUAAUUUGCUCUCUCCGGGGCCCCGCGUGCGCCCAGUUGUUCAUAUUUAAUGUACCAUCAGUAUCAGUGUAGAUAGAACCAGGCGAUGAGGCCUAGGGAGGAGGAGGGGGCGUACGUGGGCACCUCGGACGCGCAUACAGUAUAGUUUUGAUGGCUCGGUGAUCAGUACGUACUUUCUCUCCCGCUCCGCUCCCCCUGUUCCCCCCCCUGUUUUGCUAGUAGCUACGAGUCGAAUACGCUGCCGUUGUACGAAUUCCAUCCUUUUUUGUUUGCC